Molecule: messenger RNA, 279 nt
Organism: Didymodactylos carnosus
Lineage: Eukaryota; Metazoa; Rotifera; Eurotatoria; Philodinida; Philodinidae
Source: the annotation of a GenBank genome assembly
AUGAGUGUACGAGUGGGCCAGUAUUUUCAAUUGAACUCUAUCAGUUUGUGUGCUGCAUGGCGAAACAAUUUGACGGUGACGAUUAAAGGUAUACGAGCAAAUAUUCCUGUUUAUCAGACGGUGAUCAACUUACAAGUUGCAUCAAAAAACAUUUUGUACACAGUAAAAUGGGCCGGAAUUGAUAAAGUAACAUUUGAUUCGGUUGGUGGUAUAGAGUAUCCAAAUCUGAAUGGCGGUGGAACGCAAUUUGUCUUUGAUGACAUCGAUAUCACAAUCUAA